AUGCGCUCUACCUCCUCGUGGUGGCAUUUGGGCAACGCCCUUCGGGCGGCGAAUAAAUGCAAUUGGCGAGGUGCCCCUCGGCAUUCCCCCGCCUCGACUGACGGUGACCAAAUAAGUUUUCUUGUAGAUCGUGAUGGUGAUUCCCUUCGUUGGAGUUGUGCUGUUUGCUCUCGCGCUUUUGAGCGUUCAGCCGGACUCUCUGCCCAUAUGUACCAAAAACAUCCUAAUCAGUGGAACGAGUUAAAGAAACGGCGCGACGCCUCAUAUCGCUCGCAUGCCCGCACCUACGUUCGAUGGACGAGAGAAGACCUCAAGCGUAUGGCUGCGUUAGAGCGCGAGGCGUUUUCCCUAAACGUGCAUAACAUCAAUACGUAUAUCGGAUCCUGCAUGCCACGUAGCAGUAAUCAAGUUGGCUGCAGGCGACGUAGGAAGGACUAUCGAGACCUUCUGAAAUCGCUUGAGAACCCCGCCCCUUGUCCCGGCCCUGAUAGUGUUCAGUCCCAAGUGGUUCUCGGCGACCUGCCCCCUUCUGGAUCUCCACCGGCCCGUCCGGUUGUCCCGUUGAAGAGGACUUGCCGCAUUUGGUCUGGCCCCGAGAUUAAAGUUCUUACCUCUGCGCCACGUGGUACAACUGAUGCUGACUUGGCCCCCCUCCUUCCUGGCCUCUCUAUCUCUGCCAUACGUUCGAAGAGGCGUCGACUUCCUGUAGUCGUCUCUCAGGUUGGUAGUGCGGUUGCUCCACCUCAGGACACCGUGGAUGAGGAGCCGGAUACGGCGGUAGCUCAGCCGGACGAUAACGUACAGCAGGAUAACGCUCUUGGUUUUGUUGAGUAUAUCACCAGCCUUUUACCUUUGAUUUCUGAUACGGCUAUUCGGAACAAGGCCGAGCAGGCCCUCAACGAUCCCGACGGCUUUUCCUUGCUAUAUUAUGAAGUAUUCCCCAAGAACAGGACCGUUAACAAACGUUCAAAGCCGACCGUGAAAGCAGGAAUCCGCCGACGUCGCUUGCAACGUUCGGCCGUCUAUAAUUUCCUGCAGAGGCUCCACACCAAAAGUCCGAAAUCGGUUGCCGAGAGGGUCGUCGACAGGGAUCUCUCUUAUGAGGGUCUCGUUGCCGAGCGAUCUUUCUCCGAUGAGGAUUUUAUGCGUAAGAGGAAACCAGGUCCGCCUCCCUCCAGGGGUAAAGCCGGUAAUAUUUUCACCUCCCGGGUGACUUUCAUCAAGAAGGUGGAAGUACCCGGUGAUCCCCUGGAAUUUCGACCAAUUGCCAUUGGGAACUAUUUUGUGCGAGUGUUCCACCGAGUCCUGGGGAAUCGCCUCGAAACAUCCCUGCCCAACCAUAAAGACCAGGCUCUCCUUGGCAUUUUGCGGCGGAAUGGGGUUCCUGACCUCCUUCUGGAUUACUUUCGUUUGUACUUCAACUCUAGUAGAUUGCAGAUCGAGAGGGAUCUGAUUCAACCGGCCCAUCGUGGGGUCAAGCAAGAAGAUCCGUUAUCCCCUUGGCUGUUUCAGAUCGCGAUGGAUCAGAUUCUAGAGGAGCAGGAGGAGUAUGCCUUUUCUAUCGGUGCUUUAGUGUUGAAUCAAAUGGCUUAUGCCGAUGAUCUCAUACUAUUCGCCAGCUCCCCUGACGAGAUGCAGAAGCGGAUUGAUCGGCCUCUUGUCGGUCUCGACACAUCGGUGUCUAUUAAGGUGAAUGGCGUAACCCUCCCGGUUGUGACUGCCGAGUCUGAAUUUGACUAUCUCGGAGUACGGUUCAACUGGAGGGGUGUCGCUCGGACCCUACUUGGUCUGGAUCUGCUCUUGACCAGGCUUGAUCGAGCUGCAUUAAAACCGCAGCAAAAACUUAACUUCCUUAAGAAAUUCUUGCUUCCGCGUUUGCAUCACAGCCUUGUAUUCGGCCGCCAUCAUAGGGCUGAGUUGGUGAGGGGGGAUAAAAAGAUUCGUCGGGCGGUAUGUAUUUGGCUUCGGCUGCCUGCGGACUGUCCCAAUUCCGCCAUUCACUCUCCGGCGAGAUUUGGUGGUUUGGGGGUUUCUUCUCUCGAAAUGCUCGUUUCCACGCUGAAGGACAAGCGCCUAAGCCGGUUUUCCGAGGAGUACGCAGUGGAUGCCCCCGUUGCAUCCAACCCUUCAGUCCGCUACUUAAUGACAUACAGAUUCAGCAACGCUAUCAAUUGCACCCGCGAAGGCCUGGUUGAAGACCUACUUAGUAGGCUGGGGCAUCGUUGA
Acanthosepion pharaonis is the source of this 2226-nucleotide messenger RNA. NCBI's taxonomy places the organism in Eukaryota, Metazoa, Mollusca, Cephalopoda, Sepiida, Sepiidae. The record is from the annotation of a GenBank genome assembly.